Molecule: messenger RNA, 787 nt
Organism: Paraphaeosphaeria sporulosa
Lineage: Eukaryota; Fungi; Ascomycota; Dothideomycetes; Pleosporales; Didymosphaeriaceae
Exons: 3
Coding region: 142-507 (121 amino acids)
Cellular component (GO): membrane
Source: RefSeq, a predicted model, not a curated record
CGCGUAUUUCGUUCGCAACCGUUCCUCAAACGCACGCAUUCUUCACUGGCAUACAAUCUCGCGCACUUCGCUCGUGACAAACAUCGUUACCGAACGCGUCCCCUUCGUGACUACACUUGAGCACCAUAACCCGUUGCCAAAAUGGGCGCCAUCAAGCUAGUUCUCUUGAUUCUUGCCACAAUCUUCUUUCCUCCCAUCGGCGUCUUCGCAGUCGCAGGCUGCGGCGCUGACUUCUUCAUUAACAUCUGUCUCACAAUCCUUGGCUACAUCCCCGGCCACAUCCAUGCCUUCUACCUGAUCUACGUCUUCUACGAGCGCAAGGACGAAGUUAAGAACGGGGUGUACAACCCGCGUCCCGCGUCAGGAAUAUUCAGCGAGCGUGUACUGCGCGGCGGGAGGCAUGUGCCGGCAGCGGUGCAAGUGCAGCAGCCUGUUGCACAACCGAACUCUGUUCCGCAGCCUCAGCCGGGCCAGGUGCUGCCGGCGCAGGCGUAUGGGACUGUUUAGGGAUACGAUUGUAUUCGGACCGCGAGGACCAGAUGUCACAACGCGGUGAUUGUCAAGUUCAAGGCGUGGGGACUUGCUUACAGCUGUUGACUUUUCGCCCGAGCCUUCUGGCGAGGAUCUGUAUGGGCUGGCUAAGAAGCGUGGUCCAGUGAGUUGGUCUGGAACAGGGAUUAUCCAUUAGUACGAGAUGCACGUACCGGCGCGUAUUAACUGAAUUGUUAAACUUUACUGUCUCUAUGCACGCGGCGUGUCUGUGGUUUUGCGCGUUUGAGAGACUUGC